Molecule: messenger RNA, 902 nt
Organism: Priapulus caudatus
Lineage: Eukaryota; Metazoa; Priapulida; Priapulimorpha; Priapulimorphida; Priapulidae
Product: CDGSH iron-sulfur domain-containing protein 2 homolog A-like
Exons: 3
Coding region: 38-451 (137 amino acids)
Biological process (GO): regulation of autophagy
Cellular component (GO): intracellular membrane-bounded organelle; mitochondrial outer membrane
Molecular function (GO): 2 iron, 2 sulfur cluster binding
Source: RefSeq, a predicted model, not a curated record
GGGUACAUCCCGCGAGAACUCGCGCGUCAACAACAUCAUGGAGGUCGUUUCAAAGUUCGUGAAAACUACACUUCCUAAUUAUUUGAAGUCCCUUCCGAUCCCAAAAUCGCUUGGUGGAUUUGCCGAUCUUUCUGGCUCCGACUGGGUGGCACUGCUCCCGUUUGUAGGGAUCGUGGCCUACAUCACCUACCUCUCCAUCACAGCGCUCCUCGGUCCUUCCCAGCCGACCAAGCAGCCGCAGAAGGACAAGAAUGAAGCGGUGAACUUGAAGAUACAGAAGGAGUGUCCGAAAGUGGUCAAUGUCGUUGACCUGGAGGAGCUUGGGGAUAAGACGUGCUACUGCCGCUGCUGGCGCUCAAAGAAGUUUCCGCUCUGUGAUGGAAGCCAUAAUGCACACAACGAGGAGACUGGAGACAACGUCGGUCCCGUCGUCAUGAAACGCAAUAAAUAGUGUCGAUUCGAGCCAACAGGUGGCACCACCUAACAGUAGCUACUAAGACGGUGCAGAGCAUGUAUAUCAUGCAUCAGAUGAUAUCUGUGCUCUGGACAGGGCUAGUUACUUAGGAAAUGCUCACUGCAAUAGUGGCCCAAAUGGCUAUUAAAUUCUUUUCUAAAGGCUGGCGAUAUUAUGAUCACAAACUCUGGCUUUUCUCUGAUAGCCCCGGGAUACGAUAGCUGGAGAAGUGAGAGCCAUUUGGGCGACCAUCCACUGACCCAUGGUUAGCGGGGAAUAAAUUUGAAAGCGGCCCGAUCAUGGUGUGAUGACUGACAUUUUAAAUUUCGAAUUUAUUAAUCUAGUUACAAUAUUUACGUCCUGAAAGUAUGAAGUAACCACUAAUUUAAUGAUACAGUAAACACCUGCAUAAAAGAACCCAUAGUUUUCUGUUUUAGGCUCUGAAAAG